Messenger RNA from Penicillium arizonense, 297 nucleotides. RefSeq lists its product as uncharacterized. Lineage: Eukaryota; Fungi; Ascomycota; Eurotiomycetes; Eurotiales; Aspergillaceae. The transcript has 2 exons. The record is from RefSeq and is a predicted model, not a curated record. The coding region runs from base 1 to 297 and encodes 98 amino acids.
AUGUCUUUGCCGAUAUUUUCUCGUAAAUCAGCAUUGAAACGACAUCUCCUUCGGCCCCAUGCAGGAGGCAGCACUUCUAAACCACAAUCAGAGCCUGAAUUGGCUUCCCUAUCGCUAGGCACUCUUGAAAUGUCUAUCGAUUCUCGUAUGCUGCCAAAUCAGUCCGAUCUACCAACUUAUGGCGUGCCUACGGACUUACCGGACGAAUUCGAUAUAGAUGAGCUAUUCGAACCGACAGCCACGUCAGAUAUCUUUACUGGUACUUUAUUUGGCAGCAAGACCAGAUGUAUCAGCUAG